Messenger RNA from Penicillium verrucosum, 3177 nucleotides. RefSeq names its product lipase ROG1 family protein. Lineage: Eukaryota; Fungi; Ascomycota; Eurotiomycetes; Eurotiales; Aspergillaceae. The record is from RefSeq and is a predicted model, not a curated record. The transcript has 3 exons. Bases 1 to 3177 code for a protein of 1058 amino acids. Gene Ontology annotation, molecular function: monoacylglycerol lipase activity.
AUGCUGAUCACCGCGCGCACCUAUUCAGCCUCCCAAACCCCAGACCAAGGUGCAGCACAACCCUGCAAUAAAAGGUCGCGAUUUCAUACCUUCUCCGGCUGGCAAACAACUCCGGUGGAUAUAAAGGAAGCGACCGACAUGUUGUUAAUCCAUCAAGUUGGUAGUGUUCGUGUUGGGGAAGUUGUUAGAUACACGAUUACCUAUACUCCGGCGGACGAUCCGAUCCUUCCCAUUCCUUCGAAUCUCUACGUGAGGGUGAAGAACACAUCUGCCAUCCCGUUGCGUGCCGCAUACCUCCAUGGCCCGUACACGCUAUACGCUGCUUGCUAUCCCUCGCAGUUUGACCCCAAUACCAAAUACGAGCGACAGGAUCUGGAGGGUACACCUCAGUUUGAGCCCUACCUAAAGGCGGGAGGUGGUUGGGACGCCAUCAUCAAGGUGCCGACUAAUCUUCAGGAAGCUCACGAUUUUGGCUCUCCGGGUCAAGGCGGACCGGCAAGUGGGCAGAGAGUUAGCUGGAUCGUUGAGAUACAAUCGCAGGUGAUAUUCUCAAGUAGCGCAGCGGUCCAUUUUGAGCUGCUGGUGGGCCGAGAUGAAAAAUCGCUGGCAUAUUUCUCGGGCGGUGCAUGGAGUAGCGGAAAUGGCGCUCCGGGGCCUCCGGCAAAGUUACAAGACCAUUGGCUGCCUGGAACUAGAGGUAGUCAGGUGCUUGCCUCUAAAGGCGUGUACACAAAAUCAAUCGCUCUUCAUGUCGACGAUACAACUAGUCUAUGGAGCAAUCCGCCAUUCCCCUCGGCGAAGCCGGCUUCCGAAAGCGUUGAUCAGAAGAGUCAGGACUCGCAAUCUCUGCGUGACAAUCCAGCGCCGGAGGGCUCUACUGAAGUUCCGAUGAAAAGCGCCCAGAAGAAGAAGAAGGUGCAUCUCGUGUUACUGACACAUGGGUUGCACAGCAACCUCGGUGCAGACAUGCUCUUUUUAAAGGAGAGCAUCGACGCAGCCAUGAGAAAAUCCAAGAAGGACGACAAUAAAGCAAACGCUCCCCACGUCGGCCCUGUUGGACUGGAUGAUAGAGAAAACCUGACAAGUAAAUCCAGUCAUGUGGAGGAGGAUCAAAAUAACCAGUCUAGCGAUAACCCUGAUGAUGACGACGAGCAAGUCAUUGUCAGAGGGUUCUCUGGCAAUGCUGUUCGGACUGAGCGUGGGAUUCAAUACCUCGGCAAACGACUGGCCAAAUAUGUCCUCCUUCUCACAUAUCCAGAUCAACCCUAUUUCCCUUUGAAGGGCUCAAAGUCGAACCCAUUUUCUCGACCUUUUGGUGCUCGCAAGGAGCGAACUCAACCAUUUGCUCAUCCAGCUGAAUCAACCCCCGAAGAGAAUGCCCAACAAUUUCAAAACGAAGACCAUGCCUACCAGAUUACAAGCAUCAGUUUUGUUGGCCAUUCUCUCGGCGGGCUGAUUCAGACAUAUGCAAUCGCAUAUAUCCAAAAGCACUCACCUCAGUUCUUUGAGCAAAUCAAGCCUGUUAACUUUAUUGCCCUUGCAACCCCCUUUCUCGGUCUUAGCAAUGAGAAUCCAAUGUACGUUCGAUUUGCAUUGGAUUUAGGUUUAGUUGGACGUACCGGCCAGGACCUCGGGUUGAGUUGGACAGCACCGAAAGUUCGAAGUGGCUGGGGAGCCAUUAUUGCUGGAAGAGGAGAGUCUGCGAAAGACCCUGGCCAUUCGGAUCCUGGCGCCAAGCCGCUUCUACGGAUUCUUCCUUGCGGUCCUGCCCACGAGGUUCUUAAGAAGUUCCAACAUCGCACAGUGUACUCGAAUGUGGUGAACGACGGGAUAGUUCCUUUGCGGACGUCCUCGCUUUUGUUCCUAGACUGGAAAGGUCUGGAUCGGGUUGAAAAGGCGAGGAGGGACAAUGGAAUUGUUGGAACUAUGGCCGAAUGGGGGUGGGCAGAGUUGACAGGCGCCAACUCGAAAUCCCCGCGAUUAGGUCGCCCCGACGGAGAACAGCAUUUGAGUCUCCCGGCAUUGGAGACCGGUCAUCAAAUCGCAUAUCCUGCGACCCAGGUUUCCCCAAGACCCCAAAACGACAUUUCGGACGAAGAUGCAAUCUCCCCGAGACCGGCACAAUUCCUAGCACCACCCAGUCAUGUGUCCGGCCUGAAAAUGCCAGAGGGCGCGGAGAAGGAAAAUAUCCCGGGAAGUGCGUCUCCCAGUCCUCUGGACAGCUUUUUCUCGCUGUUUCGCCUAAAUCAGGGCAAGAAUCCCCCUACUAGCAAGAAUGCUAGAAUUUAUAAGCGUAGCCAGACCCUGGGCACGUUUGAGACUGGCGAUGGCGUUGGAGAUGGCAUGAUUCCAAUUGCUCCUGGACAUUCCUCACAGGAGCACGAAGGAGUACACACGCCUCCAAAGACAACAUUUUUCGAGUCUGCUGGAGAUUUACUAAUGCCACCUUUACCACCUGCGGAUUUCAUUUUGGAUCCUGCCUCGCGACCCCGGACAAUCUUCCACGACCGCAUCUACCACCCAGAGGAUAUACCGCAUCCUUUACCGACAAAGCGACGCACAUUAGCAUUUGGUUCGCUUCAGGGCAAGCAAUCGAAGUCGACACCCACUCAGCACCCACCUGCUAGCAUCGCGGAAAAUGAGAGUGGCCUCAAGGUCGAAGAAAAGAUUGCGAGAGCUUAUCACCGUGAUCUGACUUGGCGUAAGGUUCUUGUUCGGCUUGAGCCUGAUGCCCACAAUAACAUUAUUGUGCGGCGCAUGUUCACCAAUGCCUAUGGCUGGCCUGUUGUGAAACACUUGGUUGACACACAUUUCGGCCACACGCCUACUGCGGAAACCGACGAUUCUCUGAAGCAAAAUGUGGAGAUGGCCAAGUCUCCAAAUGUUGGACCGACUAGUUCGGGUGAUGAGAUUGAAGGGCAGUCCGAUUUUGCCGAUCCAAAUUCAGUAAGAGAUACAGACGAUUUGCCAAAUGUAUCCAAUCUCCAUGUAUCGGAAGGUCCAUCUUCCGGUCCUCGUGACACCUUACCUGUCGAAGAUGAAUCGCACAUGAGCACCAGUGACAGAAAUCUUGUAUCGAGGUCGGAUUCAGCACGAUGGACUGAUCGUGAAGUUGUCGAGGAUGACAGCGAGUCCGGUUUCGAAGUGGAAACCAACGCUGGUUUCCGUCAUUUAUAA